Messenger RNA from Colletotrichum graminicola M1.001, 1812 nucleotides. Its product is annotated as major facilitator superfamily transporter. The record is from RefSeq and is a predicted model, not a curated record. Gene Ontology annotation, biological process: transmembrane transport. Bases 1 to 1812 code for a protein of 603 amino acids. Lineage: Eukaryota; Fungi; Ascomycota; Sordariomycetes; Glomerellales; Glomerellaceae. Gene Ontology annotation, molecular function: transmembrane transporter activity. The transcript is spliced from 6 exons.
AUGGAACCGGCUAGAAAGGGUAGUUUAGAAAUCGUUGUGCGGCCCGAGCCAAACGUCGACAGAGCGUCGGCCGAAAACAACAACAAAAAUGGCGUGGACCAUCACCUCGAAGAGAAGACGGAGAGUUCCUCACGAAACCCCGAAAGCAAUGAAACCAGCCUCCAGACGGGGACCGGCGAUGAGUCUGCGAAUCACCAAUACGCGACUCCGAAAGAGCUCUCCCUGCUGUCGACGGUUUUCACCAUUGCCACUUUCAUGAUAGCCAUAGACGGGAGUAUCCUCGCGACGGCCAUUCCCAAGAUAACCAGUGAUUUCCACCAACUCGAUGACGUCCCGUGGUACGGAAGCGCAUACCUCUUCACAGAGAUGGCAUUCCAGCCUACUUUUGGUCGCCUGUACACUUUGUUCGACGCCAGAGUCCUCUACCUGAUAUCGAUAAUACUCUUCGAGAUAGGCUCGAUAUUAUGUGCUGCCUCGCCCAACUCUGCCGUCUUGAUCACUGGAAGGGUGAUUUCCGGCACAGGAGCGGCCGGCCUGCUCUGCGGGAGCCUGGCGGUGUAUGGGAGGUCGGUUCCGCUGCGGGCCAGGCCGUUCGGGAUGGCUCUUGUCACGAGCAUGUAUGGUAUCGCGGGCGUGCUUGGGCCGACUCUCGGGGGGCUGAUUACAGACACGCCCCGACUUACCUGGCGGUUCUGCUUCUGGAUCAACCUACCGUUUGGGGCUGUGACCUUUGCCAUUGCAUACAAGAUUCUAAAGGCAAAGACACCGGUACACGGGCGGCUCUCGCUGCGUGAGAAACUGAAGAGACUAGACCUUCUAGGCGCCUCCAUGCUACUGAUCGGCCUGGUGGCUCUCUUCUUCGCGCUUCAAUGGGGUGGGAGCAGAUACCCAUGGUCCGACCCGAGAGUUUACGCAUGCCUCAUUGUAUCGGGCAUCUUCCUAUCAGCAUUCGUCCUGCUGCAAGCAACCAAGAAAGAAGAGGCCAUCAUCCCCGUGCGGAUCCUCUCGCAGCGUACGGUGGCCAUCAGCUGCGUCUUCAACAUGCUCAUGUCCAUGGCGCACAACACGCACAUGUACUACCUGGCCUUCUACUUCCAGGCCGUGCUGGGCACCAACGCCGUGACGUCGGGGGUGCGGUGCCUCGCGUACGGCAUCCCGUGCAGCAUCGCCAUCAUCGUCACGGGGGCGUGCAUCAGCUCCAGGGGCCACUACGUCCCCUUCAUGUGGCUCGGGUCCGGCGUCUUCGUCGCCGGCUGCGUCCUGAUCCAGCGGCUCGACAGGGGCUCGUCGAUCGGGGAGUGGCUGGGGUUCCAGGUCCUCAGCGGAGCGGGCAUCGGGCUCGCCGAGCAGGUCCCCUUCAUCGCGGUGCAGGUGGUCCUCCCCGACGACGACAUGCCGACGGCCUGCGCCCUCGUCGUCUUCCACCGCCUCCUCGGCGGCGCCGUGGGCCUCAGCAUCGCCUCCAACCUCUUCUCCCAGGAGCUCUCCCGGCGGCUGGCAGGGGCGCCGGCAGGCGUCAACGCCAGGGCUGUGCGGUACGCCGGCGCGUCGGACCUGGCGAGCGCGGUGCCGGCGGCCGACUUGCCGCUGGUCCGAGGGGCUUUUGGCUACGCUGUCGCCAAAGCCUUCAUCUUGCCCAUUGCGGUGGCCGGCAUCUCCUUGCUUAUGAGCUUCGGGAUGCAGAGACGUUGGAUUCCAGACGACCGGGUGCAGCCGGCCCAAGGGGAAGAGCCCACGACGACGACGACGACGACUCUCGACACGCCGGGAGCUGUGUCUCUGGAUCCGGUGCGAUGUGAUAGAACCGCAUAG